CGUUUCUAUUUUCUAUUGUACAAUUGUAUUAUUAUUAUGAUCAUUAUUAAUAUGAAUGCUGCCAAGAUUGUCUUUUGUCUUGGAGUUUAGGAUAAGAUUAGAUUAAGAAGUUAAACAAUCCUCAUCUAGUUUGGUGGCAUUUUGAUGAGCAACUCAAAGGUAAUUUGAAACUGUCUUGAAGAGUAAUCCUCGACUAAAGUAAAAUGUUAUUAACAUGGAAGAGAAACAAAACAAUAAAAGUACAAUUGUUGGAUAAAUUGUGAUACAAAUGAAAUUUUAUCCAGUCAAUCACGUACUCAAUGAUCUUGCUCAUCAUCAUCAUCCUCAUGCUAUUCCCUAUCAUCAUCAUCAUCACCAUCAUUGAUUAGGCAUAUUUUAAAGUUGAAUUUGAGUUCAACUAGAGAAACUUGAUUCAAGUAAAGAUUUCAUUUCGAUUGUCUCAAGACCAAAGUGAGAUGAAGAAAGAUGAACAUUCUCGUCUUUUUGUUCAUGUUUGUUGCUAAAAUUAUGAUUAUCAAGGUAGAGUGAGAAUGAAGAUGAGCAAGAAAAGGAUCACUCGAAAAGGACGAAUGUUCACUCUAUUCUUUAGCCAAGACAUUCUCAUCGGCUCACUUUCGUUAUCUUUUCCUUUCGUCAUUUUCUCAUCAUCAUUAUCAUCAUCUUUCAUCCUCUUCUUUCGCACAAAGAUCUCUUUGUUUUCAUUUUAGGUGCUUCAUUUACUCUCAUCUUCAUCAUCUGUUAUCCUCUUCUCACUCUUCAUCUUCAAUUCUCAUUCACUUUUACGAAAAGUUUCCAGACUAACCUUCUGAUUGUACAAAAUAAAAAAGUGAACUCAACUUUUCCAUCGAAUUUUCAGUAAAGUAAACGCUUGCAAAGCGAAAGUCAGUCACACAAUGACUGAACCCUUAACCACCCAAAUGUCCAACAAUGAAACGGUGCAAAGCGGUCAAACUGAUUCAUCCAACGGAAUUAAGCGACUCUUGAGGACUCCUAAAUGUGCUCGAUGUCGAAACCACGGAGUUGUUUCGUGUUUAAAAGGUCACAAAAAGUAUUGCCGUUGGAAGGAAUGUGAUUGUCCAAACUGUCUAAUUGUACUUGAACGGCAGAAAGUAAUGGCUGCUCAAGUUGCUCUCAGAAGGCAUCAAAUUUCUCGUGAAUCGGGUAAAAUCAUCAACAGGCCAGGAUAUUUUGGUAAACCGAGGGACAAUUUGACUGAAGAAGAUUUAAUUAAGCAAAAGAAGGUUUAUCAACGCCAUUUAAGGGCGCUUCAACGAGUUUUAAGAAGCGAAAUGUUGACUGCAGCAAAAUCUUGCAGCAAUUCAGUUGACUUAGGAGAGGAUGGCUCAUCCAUUUCCAGGUUGAUCCGAAGAAGAAAAUAUUUUGGUACAGAUUUUCCAGAUGUAACUCUUUCAACUUCAACAAAUCAAAGUUCUGAUAAAAUUGACACUCAACUCAACAAUUUAACACUCUUGUCUUCAUCUUCAUCUCCAUCAUCGCCUUCUUCCUCUUCGCCAUCAACUUCAUCAUCAUCAUCAUUCCGAUUUAAUGCUUGUCCAAACUUUUCCACCCAAAUUGAUGAAACUUUCUUAUCGGGUUCGUGUGUAACUGAUAAUUUCCUUUCAUGUUCAAAUUCAGCCUCAGAUGGGGAUAACAAGAGUCAGCAGAUAGUCUCAAAUAUAUUCAAACUACCAACUGUACCUUUACUUAUCCAUAAUCAUACAUUUACCGGAAAAUCUUGGAUGCAGUCUAGAAGCCCAUAUGUAUCGAAAAAAUUCAGUUCAUUUACUGUCCAAGAACUGCUUAGUUGAUGGUGUGUAACGAAAAUUCUGUAAAAACUUAAUAUCAAUAAACUGAUUGUGUCUAAA
Tetranychus urticae (two-spotted spider mite) is the source of this 1865-nucleotide messenger RNA. RefSeq lists its product as uncharacterized. Gene Ontology annotation, biological process: sex differentiation; regulation of transcription by RNA polymerase II. NCBI's taxonomy places the organism in Eukaryota, Metazoa, Arthropoda, Arachnida, Trombidiformes, Tetranychidae. Gene Ontology annotation, cellular component: nucleus. Gene Ontology annotation, molecular function: RNA polymerase II cis-regulatory region sequence-specific DNA binding; DNA-binding transcription factor activity, RNA polymerase II-specific. The record is from RefSeq and is a predicted model, not a curated record.